UUCAGUGAGUGAUAAUUCGAACGAGCUCGUUUUUUCUACGUUCAGUGGGGACAUAAUGGAUCAUUCUCUCAAAAGAGAGAAGUCUGUGGAAAGAAAAAGAAAAAAGGUCAAAGAUUCAAUAUCCUGUGAGAGGAGUGAGCCAUCAGAAUCAAUUAUGAAUACUGAGGAAAAUGCAGGGAUUUUUAUAGAAGACUAUUUGGACAUGAACAACAUUCCAAGUAUUGAAGAGCACUUCAACCAUCAAAUCGUUGAUGGCGUUUUUGUAAUUGAACAAACAACAUCAGAAAAUGGUGCGGAAACAACACAGUAUCUACAUGUGAACAAUCUUUUAACAGCUGUUGAUUACCAAGAAAAAAUUCUUCAGAAUCGGCAGAAAAUCUUGAGGAAACAACAGAGGAAACGGCUCUUGAGGACAAUAAUCUUGUAGCAGUUGAGUAUGAAGAAGUUGCCGAGCCGGUCACCAGUCGUAGACAACUCGUCAAUGAGUGCACCGCCAUUUUGACCACGCUACGAUCGCUAGUGUGGGACCUGAGUGAUAGUGAGUUGAGUAUUUAUAAGGCCAACUUGAAGACUCUCCUAGAAAUCUCUCUCGGUCAAGUCCCUGCUGAAGAAAGUUUGCCUCAGUGACAUUCAUUUCAAAUUGGAUGGAUGGUGGAAAUUGAUAUUAUUUAGUCAUGUAUAAUUGUUACACUUAUGUGAAAAGAAUGUUUAUAUUUGUCACUUGUUACUGUGAGGAAUGCUCAAGUGAAUCUCAUUGCACUUCAACCCAAGACUGACUAUUAUCAAUACCUACUAUUACUUCUGGCCCCACAACUAAUCAAUGACGUCAUAACAUGUAGAUUGAUUCUUCCUAGAAUUUCUACUAGCGUAUCAAUGUAUGGUAUGCUCUUCAACGUUUGUUACUGUAUCGAUUUUUUAUUAAUACUAUCUAAACUCCAGAUAAAAUACAUAUGUAUUUUAUUCAAUAGCAAUUUUAUCAAA
Nilaparvata lugens (brown planthopper) is the source of this 981-nucleotide messenger RNA. RefSeq lists its product as uncharacterized. The record is from RefSeq and is a predicted model, not a curated record. The transcript has 4 exons. Lineage: Eukaryota; Metazoa; Arthropoda; Insecta; Hemiptera; Delphacidae. Bases 56 to 427 code for a protein of 123 amino acids.